Molecule: messenger RNA, 1530 nt
Organism: Penicillium verrucosum
Lineage: Eukaryota; Fungi; Ascomycota; Eurotiomycetes; Eurotiales; Aspergillaceae
Product: SNG1 family protein
Exons: 1
Coding region: 1-1530 (509 amino acids)
Cellular component (GO): membrane
Source: RefSeq, a predicted model, not a curated record
AUGCAGUUCUACCCCAAAGCGCGACAACAGCGGCCUAGCAUCCACCACCCAGAUGUUAGGCCGCUUCGAUUGGGUCUUCUAAAGGCAGCUACAAUCAAUCUUUUGCUCCUCCAAUUUCUAUUUUUGGGUCUAUUCUGUUACAUAUUUGGCGCCCUCUUCCAACAGUCUGGACACACCCACAGCCUCAAUAUUUUGUUCGUUGAUUACGAUGGCGGCGCGAUAGGCGAUGCGGCCCGUGUCGCCUAUCAAAAGCUCAAAGGACCCAGUUUUCCAACCUUCGUUGAGCGACCUGCCUCCGUGUACCCUCAGCCUGGCUCUAUUGAAGGUGCAGUGUGCGACAUUGAAUAUUGGGGAGCGCUGUACACCACAGCAAAUGCGUCGAACGCAUUAAGCGCCGCGUUUUUGGGUGGAUCAGCAGCCUCUUCGUACGACAAGACCAAUGUUCUCACCAUGGUGUGGAACGAAGUGCGCUACCCGACAGUCGUUGACUCAGCCAUUGCACAAAGCAUCAAAUUACUCUCGGAAACGGCGCGUGUUGCGUACUCACAGGCUAACGCGAAAGAUGCUCUACAGAGUAUCAACAGCUCUGAUCCCGCUGCGCUUGCAGCAUUUUAUGACCCUUGGACAUUGGCCGACCACAAUAUUCUAGUCACGACACAAGGGUCAAGGGCAAUUUACAACACGCUAGUUAUCAUUUUAAUCCUCAUCCAGGAAUUCUUCUUUCUGGGCACUGUCAAUGGGUUAUACGGUCAAUUCAAACUCUACACAUCGGUAUCACCUCAUCGUAUUGUCAUCGCGCGCCAAAUUAUCUCUUUGGCCUACACACUCAUCGGAGCCAUGUGUACAGCAGGUGCAAUCUGGGCAUUCCGAAGUGGCUGGGAUGUUAACGGAAACCAGUUCGCCCUCAGUUGGUUGGCAUUAUGGCUCUUUGCGCAUUUGAACUUCCUCGUGCUAGACGUUUUCACCAUCUGGAUUCUACCCCCCUACAUACCGAUGGCACUGAUAUCGUGGGUCAUCUUGAAUAUCACCUCUAUUAUUCUCCCAUUCGAGCUGUCGCCUGCUUUCUUCAAAGUCGGCUUCGCCUUACCAGCACAUGCUAUCUUCCAGAUACUCCUCGACAUCUGGUCUUCUGGCUGCAACCCCCAACUCUAUUUCUCGCUGCCUGUUCUCUUCGUCUACGAGGUUCUUGGUAUCGUCUUGAGUUCCAUCGGUGUAUAUAGAAGGGCCCAUUAUGCAUGCAUCAAACAAGAACUGGACGAAAAAGCCUCUGAAGAGCGAGUGACCACCAUACUCCGCGAGCAGCAAGAGGCUCAACUGGUCAGACGGGAAACGAAUGAUGUCGAAGGAAGUGGGACAUCGGACAGCGAGGAUGAGGCAAGGGGUAUGCAAAGACGAGACACGGGAACGACAGCAGACCGAGCGGAUUUGGUCAACAUCAUGAGCCGCGAGAUGUCACGGUCGAAGGCCGACAGACCAGAUACAAGCCGAGAUAGCACCGGGCCGUCUUUUGCCUUGGCCUACAAAUAUUGA